Molecule: messenger RNA, 366 nt
Organism: Colletotrichum orchidophilum
Lineage: Eukaryota; Fungi; Ascomycota; Sordariomycetes; Glomerellales; Glomerellaceae
Exons: 1
Coding region: 1-366 (121 amino acids)
Source: RefSeq, a predicted model, not a curated record
AUGAGACUCUCCGCCGCAUUCUCGACAAUCUUCGUCGCAAUCUUGGCCGCAACAACCUGGGCCGCACCAGUCGACACGGAACAUCAGCACCCCCUAGCAUCCCCGUCAUCACUCUCAACAGCCCCCGCAGUCGCAGCUGCCACAGCAUCACCAUCAGCAGCCAUCUCAUCGAAAUCCGGCAGCAGCAGCAAUAGCAACACAUCGCCCCAGUCCAAUAUUGUCGCGUCCGCUUGGAAACAAGUCUUUGGCGACAAAAAAGAUGAGCAGGAUCCAAAGCUGGGAAGGGCAUGCUUCUGCGCCAACGGAUCCAUUUGCUGCAAUACCUCGGAAGGCCUCGACUGUACCCAGGGCUUGUGCGGGUUGUAG